Gigantopelta aegis is the source of this 9663-nucleotide messenger RNA. Its product is annotated as E3 ubiquitin-protein ligase RNF123-like. Gene Ontology annotation, molecular function: ubiquitin-protein transferase activity; protein binding. The record is from RefSeq and is a predicted model, not a curated record. Gene Ontology annotation, cellular component: cytoplasm. The transcript is spliced from 36 exons. Bases 72 to 3806 code for a protein of 1244 amino acids. NCBI's taxonomy places the organism in Eukaryota, Metazoa, Mollusca, Gastropoda, Neomphalida, Peltospiridae.
UGUAAACAAACAAUUUUGAUGUACAGUUAAAAAAAAAAACCAAAUGCAUCUUUAGUUUCUAGUAGCAAACUAUGUCUGAAGGAAAGAAAAGUCGUGGGUUUAGUCAAGUUGUGUCACGACGUGAUGAACAUGAAAGGGACCUGUACCAUAUUCAAGAUCCCUACACCACGAGCCUGCUGCAACAUGUCUUCUCAGAAAGAGAAAUGGCUGCUGAGGCCAGUGCGUCAGGAGCAGAAAAAGCUCUCGGGCUGCACAAUCUUCAAAGCCAUAUUGAGAAAUCACUGGAGGAAGUUUCCACUCAACAUCAAGCAUGCUCUGAUAACCAGACGUCUACAGACAUGGGUCGUAUUGGACCAAGUGAAGUUGUGUUUGACAUUCUGUCCAAUGUUGGUACCCUCAUUGUUGAGCCUGACAGACUUGGGCUUUCCAGUCACAGUAACUUCAGUACCAUGAGAGCUAACAGUUGUGUGUUUAAAGGAAAAUGGAUCUAUGAGCUGAUGUUGGGUUCUAAGGGAGUUAUGCAGCUUGGCUGGUGCACUCUUCAUUGCAAAUUUUCACAAGAAGAAGGAGUGGGUGAUACGCCAGAUUCAUAUGCUUAUGAUGGAAGCCGACUUCGAAAAUGGAAUGUGAAAACACAGAAGUAUGGAGAGCCGUGGUUAACUGGAGAUGUAAUCAGCUGUGCAAUUGACUGUGAUAACGGAACCAUAACGUUUUACAGAAAUGGAAAUAACAUGGGUGAGGCAUUUUCCUCAGUAAAGCUGGGUCCGAACUGUGCCUAUUUUCCUGCUGUCAGUUUAUCGGUGACAGAAAACCUGCGAGCAAACUUCGGUUCAACACCUCUCAGAUAUCCUGUUGAAGGUUACCACCCCCUGCAGGAUCCACCCAAACUAGACUUGGUCAAGGCCCAACUGCUAUUUAACUACUUGGAGAAGUUGCUGCCAGUAAUGAUAGAAGAUGAUAAGGUGGAUGGUGCUGAAUUCAUUGCUGGGAAAGCAGAAGACCUAUUACCUCCCCUGACGGAACACCGGACACGACGAUGCACUGCCAUGCUUGUAGCUGCCCACAUAUUUGAGAACCUUGGUCCAUUAUUGAAAAGUGCCUACGUUGUUGAAGCCUGUUUACUGAAGUUCCUAUUGAAGAUCUGUGAUUGCGACCAACAGUUAGAUGAACCGUACAUUGCUAAGAUACUUGACAUACUUUGGGCUCUUCUACAGGACUACGAGUUGAAGCUGUGCCUUGAAUAUCUAGCCAUUAUUCUGUUGUCUUCAUACAGAUUUUCCCCUGUCACGCCAGACUUCAGACACCCAAAACAGUAUCUCACUUUGACACUUGCAAUACUGAAACAUCCACAGACAAGAAGACAUCUGCUGGUUUAUGUAUUAUAUCCUUUUAUGUGCACAUUCGACAAGAUCAAGUUUCCAAUCUUUAUGCACAUAAAGCCUCCCGAUGAUGCAGGAUUAGCAGAAAUUAUCCCUUCAGUUUGGUGGGAACCUGUUUCGAAGGAUGAUGAAGAAGUGGUUCCGGAAAUUCCUCUGACGACUGAAGAAAAACUCCGACAAAAGACCUACGCUGCUGCCUGUGAUAAACUCAGAAAGAAAAUUGAAGAAAUUGAAGAAAUUCAAGUUGAAAUGUUAAAAGUAUUGCUGAUACACAAUGAUCCUAAAGAUGAGAAAACGUCGAGAGAUAUUUUCAUGGAGAAGCUGCACUCGUUUCUUCACGAGAACAGUGGGGUGAUGCGGGUGUAUCAGGUGAACACGUGCCCCCUGCCAGUCAGUCUGUGCUUCUUCCAUCGCCUCAUCAAGGCCGUCCAGUAUUACUGGAACGUUUUCCAGAACGAAGACCCGACACGAUUUGUUAAGAGCACAGACGCUUUCUUGCCCAUGCAGCAGUUCUGGACUGACUCCAGAGAAUACUUUGAUUUCCAGCGUUGUGGUGGUCUCAUGUCACACCUCAACAGAACACUUGGUGCUGAAGUAAACAAAGCUCAGGGAAUUUCUCUGUCAGAUGAUGGAAAAGUUGUGAAGAUGGACAAAAAAGGAGCAAAAGACCAUUCGUCUGAAAAAACUGAGUACCCAGAUCGCGAGAUGCCGAGUGGGAACACCCUGAUGAGACUACUUGACAGCCUCGUUCUGCUCUACCACAUUGCAGCACACAAACAACUAGGGAAGAUGUGUGCUUUAAGAGACAAUUUGAAGGAAUUUGUUUUAGCAUAUCAAGACACAGAAGAAAAACUCAAGAGGUGCCCAGCAGAUAUGGUUGAGGUGCAUGAUUACCUGGGCAAUGCCAAGCAGGUAUUUCUGGACAAAAUCACUGAGCAGGCUCGUCAGAUGGGAUGGGUGAUUGCCGUUAUUUACUCCAAAACAAAGCAAACUGACAUUGCCUGGCUCCUAAGAGUCGUCUUGAAGACAAUACAAAAAGCGUCAAAAUAUGGCCGACUGUUUCAGUAUUUACCUGAAUUCUACAUUGAGUCAUGUAUCAACUGUUAUAUUGCACUACGGUACUACAUGCAUCCUACAAUGAGAUUUGAAGCUAUUGAUGGCUAUGAUGAUAUCCUACUGAAGAGGUAUGCUGAGUUCCUCAUUAGCCAUUUUGCUGACUCGAGGAUUGUAAGCAAUGAUCUACGUGACAACCUGGUGCAGGCUCUGGCUUGUUUCACCUGCUAUCCUCAGACACUGAAGGUGCUAGAGUCUCUUUCACUUGACAGCCAAAGUUCUGUGCUGAGGUCUCUGAUUGCGCCCUAUGAAAACCGAUCUUGGGCGCACACCAACUGGAUUCUAGUUCGACUCUGGAAGGGCUGUGGUUUUGCUUUCCGGUAUCGCUACUUGCCAAAUCUUGUGCCUUCUAAAGUACAGCCAACCGAGUUUAGUUUUGUCAGCUUACAGAAGCCGUGUCCGUCCCUCAAGUUCCAGUCACUGCUAGCUAAGAUACUGCUGGACGAUGAACCGGCAUCAACACGCUUCUUGGACACCCUGAUGAACCAGCUGAACUGGUCAUUCUCGGAGUUCGUCGGUAUCAUGCAGGAGAUCCAGCAGCUUGUGUCGAAGACUGAACACUUGUUUCUGGAAGGUCGUCAGUUGAAGAUCUGUGCGGCGUGUUUUGAGAUUUCCGUGUGUCUGAUGCGCGUUCUGGAGAUGGUGGCGACCAUAGCGCCCCAACUCUUCACCGACUGGACCCGACCAUCGGCGGAACUCUUUCUUAAACGUAUCAUGCAACUGCUAAGUCAAGUUCUCAGUCGAAUAACAACCAAGGGUGGAGCCUUUGAAAGCCUUGUUUCACUACCCAUACCAGGUCUGGAUAGUGUCACCUACUUCCCUGUGCUCACAGUUGCCUUGGGAAUUCUGAAUCAGCUCAUCAACAAACCAGUUGGCUCUAACAAAGAGAAGGCAACCAAGGCGUUGCUGACAGAUACCGGUUUUCAGCUGUCCACAUUAGAGUUUGUGCUGGGCAGGAUUCCUCCAACCAAGCCAAAAGAGAAAUCAUUUUCACUGUCAAACUUUGAGGAGGUGAGUGCUGAAGAGGUGGAGGAUGUAGAAAACAUGUUGGUUUAUCUACAGAAAAAACAGACAGAUCUGGACCAACAACAGCAGUCUGACGUCAGCGAAGAUGACCUGUGUACUAUCUGCUACGCCAGUCAACAGGCUGCAGUGUUUGUUCCAUGUGGCCAUCAGUCUUGCAAAACAUGCAUCACUCAGCAGUUGAUGGGAAAGAAGGAAUGUUUCUUCUGUAAAUCUGUGAUCACAUCUAUCAAAGACUUGAAAGGAAAACAAAUACUGAGAGAACAGUGUCAAAUUUCAACAAAACAAUGACAGCCUUGUCUAGUCUUGUUACUAUGGGAUAUUUAUACCACGGGACAAUAGCAAUAGCAGCUCUGAUAACUUCUUAAUCCAGAUAGCAUUUGAAGUAAAAACUCUUACUGAAUAUUGAUAGGACUCCAUCCUACUGCAUUGAUUCUCACUAUUUUGGAUACUGACUGACCGGAUCUGAAAGCUAAAUAUGCAGAUUAAAGAUGCAUUCUUAAAAUUGCAAGUGUCAUAUUUGGCUAUUUUUUUUCAUGUUUUUGUGACAAAUAACUAAAAUUAAUUGAUCCCACAUAUAAUCUUUAUAGAAUGAACUCAAAAAUUACAAAAUUGUAAUGUAUUACCACUUGGUUUAAACAGGGAUUUCAAAAAUCUUUGCUAAAAAGUCUGAAGUACAUAAAACAAUAUUCAUCACAUGUCCAUUAAAAGAGCAGCCACUUCUUCGUCAAUCUAGAGGUGCAAUUCAAAUUCAAACUGUGAUAUCAUGUUUUAACCAGCCAGUUACCCUUGUUGGAUUUUUUUAUGAAUAAAAAAAUAAAUUUAUAAAUAGUAAUUGAAAUUAUUGGGGGGGUCAUGUAAUUCAGGGUGUAAUCUUUCCAUGUUAUAAGAAAAAAUUAUUGGAGGGGUCAUGUAAUUCAGGGUGUAAUCUUUCCAUGUUAUAAGAAAAAAUUAUGAAUAAUUUUGGUUCUAAUGCAAGUUUGAGACUUCCCCUUUAAUGAAUAUAUUUACAGAGAUGAAAUCAAGAUCUGACAACCAGAACCGGCCAUGUCAAAAAGACAUGGUUUUUAUAAAAAUUAGUUUUGCAAAGAGUGGACAUUACAAGUUCUGGUUCAGAUCUCGAAAUGCAGUAUCAAUGAAACCUCUUUUAAACCAAACACCCUUGGAACAGAGAAUAAUGUUCCAUUUUAGGAGAUAACCCGGUUUAGAGAGGUUAAGUUUUGUACUUAUUUUUGAAAAGAGCGUAUAGAACAUCUGGUUAUAAGAGGUUUAUCUGUAUUUCUUUCUUAUUUGACUACAAUCUGUAAGGUGUGAUCUUGGGAUUAGUGAAGUCCAGAUUAAUGAAGUUUAUCUGUACUGACGAUGUUUCUGGCAGUUUAACAACUGAUUGGAGGGGGGGGGGGGUUAUUAUUUUAUGCCUUGUGUGUUUGUGGCAUAGUUCUGGUUCAACUCUCAAAAAAUUAUUUUAUUUGACUGGUGAGAUUUUUGGAUCAUUGAAGUCCAGAGUUAUGAAGUUUCAGGGUACUGACAAUGAAGUUUCAGGCUAUUUAAAAAUUGAUCAGUGGAUUGGUGGAGGUGUAAAUUAUUAUUUUAUGCCUGUUGGGUCUGCUACAUGUUUUUUGCCAUCAAAUGUUUAAAUUAAAACUUUAUAUAUUUUGUGAAUCGUGUAUGUAUAAAAAUUAUUUCCUCCUACUUCCCUGAUGUGAUGAGGUGUGGAACAUUAUAACCUGGUAUUUCUUAAAAUUAUUAAUAUUUUGUGGAUUGCUUGUGUGACAAAGUUGUAGUUUAGUAGUGUAGCAUACGGUUUUGAUUUGUGGGAAUUUGUCUCUAUUUUUGUCAGCAGAGGGUCACAAGUUAUUAUGUCAUAAUAAAAUAUAUUGAAUCUUCCUAGAGGUUCGAAGAGUUCAUUUCCAAAAUGCAAUAUAACCAUUUUCCUCAUUUUGUGAAAAACAUGAUUUUGUUGAACAUGACAUGACGUAACUAAUGCUGUAUUCAUUAGGAGUCGCGGAUAUCAUAUUUCCCUUUUCACAAGUUGUGAAGAACGUUUCUUUAGCUAAAUAACCCGUGAACACAACUUGUGAACUGAGGUGGGAUUUUCUGUCUCAAUCUUCAACACUUGUGGGAAAUAUGGCAGAACAAACCACAAAUCAAAUCAUUCAUGCAAUUAUGAGUUGAGGUGUAUGAGAUUGGAGUGACAGUGCAGAUUAUCUAUAAAUUGUCAGAAAACUCUCCACUUGGUUAAGUCGUGUUCACAAUUUGGAGCUUGAGAAUUCACGAUAUUCACGAGCACCAAAUGAAAGCAGUAAUAUAUCACACAAAGGACAGAUACUGUUAAAUGGGCAUAGAUCAUCUUUUGAUGGAAACUCCAUUGUCAUAUUGCUGAGUUGUACUAAGUCCAAAAUCUGGGAAUUGGUGUGUAUCGUGUUUUGAAAAUGAACUCUUCAUAUGUUCCACUGCAUGUUAUUUUCCAGAAUUUUUAUUCUAAGUCUAAAACUAACAUUAACUUUAACCCUAAUGAUCGAAUUGAACAAAUUAUCAAGAACCAGUUUUUCUGAUGCACUGAUAUUAAAUUGCUGCAGGAAUAUUUUAUGCUCGGAACAUAUCUUUGCUUACACAUAUUCUCUGUGGAUGUUGUAUUUACUACGGUGAUAAAAGAAUCGAUCUCACUUGGUGAAUGGACAUGUAUGACAUUUUUCAUUCUAGCCUUGUUCAAUGAUUGGUGUAUCAAAGGAUGUGGUAUGUGCUAUCCUGUCAGGGAAAGUGAACAUAAAAAUAAAGGAAUGGAUACCUCAGUUUAUUUGAAAAUAUGGCUAUUAAAAGUAUUUAACAUUUGGUAAUUGUGACGCUCAAGAAACUGCAUGUAAAAGAUGCCUUGCUGCUAAUCAGUAAGAGCAGCUUAAGUGGUGGAAGUGGGUUUCUUUUUUUCAUUUUUUAAAAACUAUAUAUGUUUGUAACCUAAUGAUGGUAUAAUGUAAAGUAGAUUAUAUUUGUUGUGUCCAUAAACAGUCCUUUAUUGCUUUCCUUCAGGCUCGAUUUGUUUUUAUCUUUAACAUUUUGAAAAAUAAAUGUUUGUUUGAUAAUAUCUAACACAUUGUAUAAAAAGGUGCUAUUAAUAGUAUUAUGUGUCAUAUUUUUCUGGUUAUCAAUUGAAGAAAGGUUCUCACUUUUUUGUUGUGACUAGCUUCAAAUAAGUAUGGGGUAUUUUCUGUUCAUAACAUCAGAAAUCUAAACAAUAACCUUAACAGUGUACUAAUCUGUGUAACAGUGUAAUAAUGACCCACUUCAAAAGAACAACUUUAUGAAAGGUGUUUAAAUAAUAUAAAUUAAUAUAAUAUUGUUGAGUUUAUAUUUUAUUGGAAAUACCUGUCUCAUCUCUAAUAGUUCUUGAUUAUUCUGAUAAUACUAAUCAAAUAUUGGUUUAAUUGAAAAUUGUAUUAAGAAACAUUUCUGUCAUAUUUUCGGUUCCAAAUUAAGGGCCAUGCACAAUUAUUAACCUUUUCGCAAGCCUAAAAACCAUAAGCUAGGCAGGCAAGCCCUGGCGUUCAGCCAAAUUUGCCAUUUGUGAAAUUUAAAACAAUUGGCAAAUUUUAUUUUAAUUUGUCAAAAAUAAUUUUGAGUAAUAACUGAUGUUUCAAAAUAACUGGGUAUCUAUAAAGUUUAGAAGUUAAUGGAUAAUUUGGCGAACAUUCCUGCCGACCCAGAGCUAGCACUGCUACGUGUACGUGUGUGUGUGUGUGUGUGUGUGUGGCUUUAUGCACCUUAUGCUUUUAAAACAAGUGUCUGUAAAAUCAAUAUGUAUUGCUUUUAGGAUGGGAAAAGGGUGCCAAGAAGUGUGUGAUUUGUACGCUCGUGAAAAAGUUGAUCACUUUGAAUUAAUUAAAAUGGACAAAAUAUUGUAUCAUCUUAAUGUGUAAUUAUUACAAAAUUAAAGAGUAUUUCACUGUUAUCAACCUCAUUAUUGGUGGUCAGAUUGCCAGCUUAACAAACAGAGUAUUUCAGUAUCUAGUAAUGAUAUAAAACAAAUGAUCAUCUUACUGAUAUUUUGACUUAAAUAUUUGUGGUCGUGCAAAAAUCAAGAAUAUCCACCAAAAUAAUCCAAUUUUAAAGAACUGGCUUGGAAUGGAUUUAAAUUUUAAUUUAUUGUUACAGUUACUGUAGUACAAAUAUAUAUGUAUGUUAUGCUUCAGUGCCUUAGAAGAUAUAUUUCGCUUUAUAUGGUAGUUUAAUGUCCUCACAUUAAUAGCAAUGUGGUGAAUCCCAAGUGAUAUGUAUACGUGUUAAAAUAUACAGGUUGUUGAUUUUAGAGAAAUUGUCUCAGUUAAAAUAAAUGGGUGUUGAUGUGUUUAAGCAGAUAUUGUAUCCAGGAACGGAUUUAGACCUUGGGGGGCCCGGGGCACUUCAGGUUCGGGGGUCCCUCAACAUAGAAAUUAAAUUACAUGACAAAUAAAAAAACCGAACUAAUUUUAUAAUUAUCAAAAUAUUUUUAUAAAGGAAGUCCUUAGUCUGGGGGGGCCCCUCUGGCAGUUGCCUCCUUUGCCCCCUUUGCCCCCUUAUAAAUCGGGCACUGAUUGUAUCCUGAUUGACUAAUUCUGACAGGGUACCCAUAUUGAAUAUUAUUAUUAUAUUUAAUAUUAUUAAUUAUUUAAUAACUUAACCAAAAUUGUUAAAAAGGAAAAAUGUACCGGUACCCAUGAUUUCAAAAUACAACAGUUAAGCAUUAUGGGAUUAAAAAUGAAUACUGGUACUCAUAUAUUUGUAUCGUUAUCAUAAAUGAUAAUGUGUCUUAUUUGAGUCUAGUCAAAUGUUUUAACAAACCACCUAAUAGAGAAUAUGAAAAAAAUAACUCCUUAAAGGACCAUGUUCUUCUUGUAACACUGUAUAGACCCAUCUCCACAAGAUUAGUUUUUUUUGGUAAACCCCCUGGUUAUUUUUAGUUCCCUACCAGUCCAACCAGAGGGGACUAUUGGUUUUGUUUCCGUCUUUCAGUGUCCCUCUGUCCAUCCAUUGUCUGUUAUAUAUUGAAGGAUUAUUCAAUAGAAUUAUUCAAUUUAUCUGUCUGUCUGUCUGUCUGUCUGUCUGUCUGUCCCUAAUAGAAUUUUCUGGACUGUUUUUGCCACAAUGCUUUAAGAUAUUGAGCUGAAAUUUGUACAUAGCUUUAUCAUGUAGAGUUACAGAGCAAGUUAGUUUUAGGGGAAUUUGUUCAAGGGCCAUAACUAUGUCAAUAAUACAAUGUGUCCAUUUUUGGCAGAGUUGAACUUAGGAGAUAUAAACAUUUCUUGACAUGUAUUGCUUUAGCAAUAUUCUCAGAAUCGGGCAUGGCGGAAAUAUAAAAAUAUUAUUGGUAGUAAAUCUUAAGGAAGAGAUGAAUUUUACAAAUGCAGGACAUUUCAUUUCAGGACAUCUAGUUUUCAAAAUUUUAAUGAGGAGUGUACCCCCAAACCCCCUAGAAACUUAGCUUUGUGUCGUCAAUCUGAGUCAGCCCCCCCCCCCCCAUGUCUACUUGCUUCCGUCGUGCCUGAGAAUGUUUGUUAAGUCUUCAGUUGUAACAGAAUAUGAAUGAUUUUAUGUACAAUGCUCAAAUAACUUGUUACUGUUUCGAUAAUGUUUUGAUUUCAAAUGCUAGGAUGACAAAUCUAGUCAUUUUAAAUUGCACAUAUUCCACACACAAAAUUAGUGGUUGAAUUCUCAAGUUAAAGAAACUGUCCUGAAUUUGUGGCUAUUGUAACAUGUUCCCAACUUGAAGAGCCUUUUUAACAAUUACUAUUACAUAUUAUUAUUAUGCAACAUAUUUCUUGUUUAGAAUAUCAGUGUCUGUAUAUUUAAUGUGUUUCUGGUCAUCCUGGUGCUUGUAGUAAUUCAAAGUAGAUUUUUAUCUUACAAUAAUUUUGUAUGUAUGAAAAAAAUAUAUAUUAGAAAAUAAAAAGAAGUUUAAGCUACUACAAACAUAAGCAUGACCAGAAAUACACCCAAUAUAGAAACACUGAUGUUCUAAAUAAGAAAAAAUUUGGAUAAUUUAAGUGUAAUUUUAAAAGACCUUUUAUUAGUCGGAAAUGCCUCCAAUGGCAACAGUUCUUUAAUUUAUUGAAUGAUUUGUGAUUCAAAUUAAAGCACGUAUGAAGCUUUUUAUUAAAUGAUAUUAAUGAAAAAU